Molecule: messenger RNA, 1545 nt
Organism: Metarhizium acridum CQMa 102
Lineage: Eukaryota; Fungi; Ascomycota; Sordariomycetes; Hypocreales; Clavicipitaceae
Biological process (GO): fungal-type cell wall biogenesis; carbohydrate catabolic process
Molecular function (GO): mannan endo-1,6-alpha-mannosidase activity
Source: RefSeq, a predicted model, not a curated record
AUGAUGGGCUCUCUUAUAGACUACUGGUAUUACUCCGGCGACGAUCAGUACAACAAGCUUGUGGAACAGGCACUGUUGUUUCAAGUCGGCGACACCAAUGAUUAUAUGCCUCGAAACCAGACAUUAACAGAGGGAAACGAUGACCAGGGAUUUUGGGGGUUGGCUGUCAUGAGUGCUGCGGAGUACAAAUUCCCCGAUCCGCCAUCGGAUAAGCCACAGUGGUUGGCGCUGGCUCAGGCUGUAUUCAACACCCAAGCCGGUCGAUGGGAUACUGAACACUGCAACGGGGGUCUACGAUGGCAGAUCUUCAAGUGGAACCAAGGCUUUGACUACAAAAACUCUAUUUCACAAGCUUGCUUCUUCGCACUCGGCGCAAGACUUGCUCUAUACACCGGCAACAACUCAUAUGCGGAAUGGGCCGAAAAGUCUUGGGAUUGGAUGAUAGACGUUGGGUUUAUUGACAAGUACUGGCGUGUCAUUGAUGGAGCCCACAUUGGUACUAAUUGUACUGAUCACGUUCCCUAUCAGUUUUCUUACAAUGCCGGUGGGUUUAUCCUCGGUGCCGCCGCAAUGUACAACUAUACGGAAAAUCCUGUUUGGAAAGACAGGUUGGAUAAUCUGCUCAGCGCGAGUAGAGUCUUCUUCACCGGGCCAGACAAAAACAUUAUGACCGAAGUUGCCUGCGAACCCGUAGACCGCUGCAACUUGGACCAACAAUCUUUCAAGGCAUACCUCAGUCGCUGGCUUGCCGCCAUCACCAAAUGGGCGCCUCAUACUUACGACUUUGUCAUGCCAUAUCUGCGGGCGUCAGCCGUCGCCGCAGCCAAGCAAUGCGUUGGUGGUAAUAACAAACGAAUGUGCGGCCUCAAAUGGAACCAGGACAAAUAUGACGGCUCGACUGGCGUUGGCCAGCAGAUGGCAGCAAUGGAAGUGACACUUGCUUGUUUGAUCCAAGAUCGUCCUGCUCCAGUUAGUCAUGGCAAUGGCGGCACCAGCAAAGGCAACCCGGGCCUUGGCGGAGGUGAUAUGGGACGGAAUGAACCCAAGCCUCCAAACUACAAGCCAAUUACAGCUGGCGAUCAAGCAGGGGCUGCCAUUUUAACCAUCGCCCUCCUCGCAGCUCUAAUUAUUGGUAUUGGAUGGAUUUUUGUGGAUGAAACAUCAGACAAGCCCCCCCUAGAGCAGUUCAAAUGCAUCCAAAAAUCUACAAAGGCAGCGAUUGUCGCGGUCGCUCGUACUACUCCAAGUAGGCCAAUAAUCGAGAAGGGCGGUUUCGUAAUCAAUGCAACUAGCAAAAGAAGCUCGACCUCUAGUGUUCUCGAGAAUAACCAGGCUAUAGAGGCUGCGGCCGUCAGAAUCGGUCGUGUCCGUAGUGAGAGCGUGGGAACCCAACGAAGAUUGUCUAAUAUGCCAAUCGGUUGGCCGCGUCAGAGCUCAAACGUAUCCAAUGGUAUAUGGCUUGACACUCCGGAACUCCCUUCACAUACAUGGCAAGGGUCAGGAAUUAAAGGAGAUAUACAUGGUGAUUCUGAUGGGAAAUCAUGA